This is a messenger RNA of Erpetoichthys calabaricus (reedfish), 11920 nucleotides long. RefSeq names its product solute carrier family 6 member 6b (gene slc6a6b). Gene Ontology annotation, molecular function: taurine:sodium symporter activity. Lineage: Eukaryota; Metazoa; Chordata; Cladistia; Polypteriformes; Polypteridae. The transcript is spliced from 14 exons. Bases 330 to 2216 code for a protein of 628 amino acids. Gene Ontology annotation, biological process: taurine transmembrane transport; sodium ion transmembrane transport; neurotransmitter transport. The record is from RefSeq and is a predicted model, not a curated record. Gene Ontology annotation, cellular component: plasma membrane.
AGCUCAAAAAGCCUUGACAGGUUUGCGCGGCGAUGUUCAGAAAUUGAAAGUAAAACUGCACGCGCGAUGAGCGACAGGCUUGUAUGAUCGCACUUGACUGCCCCCUUUAGAUGAUAACGAGAUCCUAUUAAACAGCAAGUGAGGGCUGGCCGGUGUUUUUCCACUCACGCCGGCUUUCUGAUGGCUACCCAUUUUAAGACAAAGGUCAGGAAGAACGGCUUAUAAAUUACUUUUUGUCUGGUAAUUCUCUUAGUGCGUGGAGAUCUCGCCUUUGACAAGAGGACAGCAAUAACUGGAAAGGAAUCCUAAGGAGACAAUAGCAGAGCAACAUGGCCCAGAAAGAGAAACUGCAGUGUUUAAAGGAUUUCCACAAGGAUACCCUGAAACCAUCUCCUGGAAAGAGCCCUGGAACGAGACCUGAAGAUGAGGCUGAGGGCAAGCCACCUCAGAGGGAGAAGUGGGCAAGCAAGCUCGACUUUGUUCUUUCGGUAGCAGGAGGCUUUGUUGGUUUAGGAAACGUCUGGCGUUUUCCAUACCUCUGCUAUAAAAAUGGCGGAGGUGCAUUUCUCAUUCCGUACUUCAUUUUUCUGUUUGGUGGAGGGCUACCAGUGUUUUUCCUAGAAGUGGCCUUAGGCCAGUUCACCUCUCAGGGAGGAAUCACCUGCUGGGAGAAGAUCUGCCCCAUUUUUACUGGUAUUGGUUACGCUUCCAUUGUGAUUGUCUCCUUGCUUAACGUGUAUUACAUCGUCAUCUUGGCAUGGGGUCUGUACUACCUGUUUCAGAGUUUCCGCUCAGAGCUGCCAUGGGCCAAGUGUGAUCAGGAAUGGAAUACGCCCAGCUGCGUGGAGGACACAUUUUGGCAGAACAAGACACUGUGGCUUUCAGUGAACAUCACCAACUUUACCUCACCUGUCACUGAAUUCUGGGAGAGGAACGUCCUUAGCAUUUCUAGUGGAAUUGAGGAAGUGGGCAUUCUGAAAUGGGACCUUGCUUUGUGCCUCUUGGCUGUCUGGGUCAUUUGCUUCUUUUGCAUUUGGAAGGGGGUCAGAUCUACAGGGAAGGUUGUUUAUUUUACUGCAACAUUUCCAUUCAUCAUGCUUUUCAUUUUGCUGAUUCGUGGAGUUACUCUACCAGGAGCAGCUGAGGGAAUCAAAUUUUACCUUUAUCCUAAUAUCACACGCUUAGCGGAUCCAGAGGUGUGGAUCGAUGCAGGGACGCAAAUCUUCUUUUCAUACGCGAUCUGUUUGGGGGCAAUGACAUCACUGGGGAGCUACAACAAAUUCAAAUAUAACUGUUACAGGGACUGUUUGCUGCUCGGAUGUCUGAACAGUGGUACCAGUUUUGUGUCUGGCUUCGCAAUAUUUUCCGUCCUGGGCUUCAUGGCACAAGAGCAAGGGGUGGACAUUGCCGAUGUGGCAGAGUCAGGUCCUGGCCUGGCUUUUAUUGCCUACCCUAAAGCAGUGACCAUGAUGCCUUUGCCAACAUUAUGGGCUAUUCUCUUCUUUUUAAUGCUUUUGCUGUUGGGUCUUGACAGUCAGUUUGUCGAAGUGGAAGGGCAGAUCACAUCAUUAGUUGAUCUGUACCCAUCCUUCCUAAGGAAGGGUUAUCGACGGGAAAUCUUCAUAGCUAUAGUCUGCAUUCUCAGCUAUCUUCUGGGACUUACUAUGGUUACUGAAGGUGGCAUGUAUGUGUUUCAACUCUUUGACUACUAUGCAGCCAGUGGUGUGUGCCUUUUGUGGGUUGCAUUCUUUGAAUGUGUUGCUGUAGCCUGGAUUUAUGGCGCUAAUAAUUUCUAUGAUGCAAUUGAAGAUAUGAUUGGCUAUAGACCAAAUCCCUGGAUGAAAUGGAGCUGGUCGGUAAUCACCCCAGUCUUAUGUGUGAGUUGCUUUAUUUUUUCCUUGGCCAAAUAUACACCAUUGAGAUACAACAAGUCAUAUGAAUAUCCGGAGUGGGCAAUUGGCCUUGGCUGGACCAUGGCACUUGCAUCAAUGAUAUGCAUCCCAGUGGUGGUGGUGAUCAAAAUUUUUCAGUCAGAUGGACCGCUCAUUGAGCGGAUUAAAGCUGUUGCAGCCCCAGUUGUAGGGGCGAGUUCAUGUCCUGCUGAGUCCCACCUGCAAAACAGCGUCAAGGAGAAAGAACCCCUCUCGCACAUGGAUCCAAAUGGGAACAAUGGUUUGAUUAAGCCAACCCACACCAUUGUAGAGACUAUGAUGUGAGCACUCUCUGUGAGAGGACCGAAGACCAGCGGUGCAAAUUCAAUUUACUAAUGCUAGAACUUUAGGACCAGGUUUACAUUGUUGAGUAUAUAUUUGUCUUUUAAAAUAUUUAUACAUACUGUGCACUAUAUAUAUUUUGCAUUCUGUACUUAGAUAUGAUAAUCAUAUAAAAUAAGGCAGUAUUUUUAAUGAGUAUUUUUACUCCCUUUUUAUAGACUAAAAAAAAGCUUUUUUGGGCUAUUUACAGUUUAGAAAUAAAGGAGAAUAUUGUGGUUUAAAGGAAUGGGGUCAUAGGGGUUAGCGUUUCUUACAAAGUUUCAUCAUGUUAAACCUUCUUUAUAUUUUAUCAUCUCAUCACUCCAUUGUAUUACUUUUAGUUACUUUGCAGUAUGAUUUUGUUUUUCCAAUAAUAAUAGCUCCAGAGUCCUCGGUUCAAAUACAAUCCGGUGACGGUUUGUGUAACGUUUGCUCAUCACCGCCACCAUGUCUACAUGGAUGGUUUCUCAUUGUACUCUGGUUACUCUGAGAUGCAGGUUGGGCUGUUUGACAGAACGAAGGUGUGACUGGGCAGCCACCCAGGGUUGGCUCUCAUCUUGCAUCACGUGUUUGAAUCAGCGAGUUCAGAAAAUCAGCACAUGUAUUCAUUUCUUUUUUCUGCAGCUAUGUUAAAUACAGUAUAUUGCUAAGGAUAUAAAAUUCUCAGACCCUGCUAAUAGCAGCCAAGUAUUCAAGGAAAGUUAUGCUAUACCAAAGUGAACCACUGUGAAUUUUUUUUUCUUUUCUAUGAGCAUCAUCAGUACUUGAAGUAGACUGGUGCUCACCAGAACAGCAUACCGGCACUUCUCCAUCUUGCUGUUCAGACUACUGUAAAUUUUUUUUACAUACCAGCAGUGUUUGAAGUCAGCCAUUACUCACCAUUAUUCAGUACAAGAAGUUCUACUUUUGUUUUUGUACUUUUGGUGUCACUUGAUUUCUCAAGUACCGGCACUUCUUACAACCUCUCAAUACUGUAAUGCCAUACGCAUUAACCAGCAGCUAUCUCCUGGAAAUUGUAGCAAGAAACCCAUCCCCGUCGUCUUCUGGCUUACAUAUGACCAAAUACCCCCUUCCUGUCCCACAUUUAGCUGAAGAAGCUGGAGGUGGUAUACCACUUCUUCUUUUUUCCACUUUAACUACUGAGCAUCAUAAUACUGUAGCACUCUGCUACUCUUCGAUUUCAUAUUCAGAGCAGGUUCCUGCCUUGCUCCUAAUGCCAUUGGGGUGGACCCUGACCAUCAUGACCCUACACUUGGUUAAACAAGUUGGAUAUUAGAUGUAUGGAUGGAGGGAUGGGUAUAAUAUUUUACCUUUGGAAAAUUUAAACAAGUUAGUGUUAUAAUAUAUGGAACUAAAUACUUAUUUUGCUCCUUGAAAUAAGAAAUCAAAAGGGCUACUUAAAAUACAAUGUGUUUAAGAACUGUCUUUUGGGACUUUAUUAAACUAGCAAUGUGCAAUAAAAGUACACUAACAUCUAAAGGACAGGGGAAAGAUUUGUCACUUUCUGUCACAGUGGCAUUUUUUGACCCUCUUUGGUAACCUUGUCCAAAUAGAAGAGUCGAGCCAGUAGCACUUUAGUUUAGGGACUGCAAAAAUACAUGUAUUACUCUUAUACUGUUAUGAAACAAGGCAUUAACAAAGUCUUCAUUUGCUGUUAAUAACACUUGCAAAGUUGCCAGUAAAGUGUAUGCUCAUCUGUGUAAUGUGAACUACUACAAUAAUGUCACUUUGGAGAGCUUUAGUUAGACGCAUUUCUCUUCAUAUUGCAUACUUCAAUAUAAGACCUACAAAUCCUUCAUAUUCAGGAGUAAUUUUACCAGCGUUAUCAAAGGCUCUUAGUAGGUGACAAUGCACAGAUGAAUAACCACUUUGUUGGUGCUUUAUAAAUUUUAAAAUUUUUUGAAAACUUGGCAGGAUGUAAUCAAUAACAUUUUAGAAUAAGCAUUUUUUUCUUUCCUACUCUUAAAGUUUUAGCCUGGCUGUUGGCCUUGCUCUCUUUCUCAUGGAUGUGGGUUGAUUUGAACUUACUUUUGUCAAGUUUGACUUGCUAUUAUAGAAUGUUACUUGGUUUUAAUAAAUUCAAUAAAAUAUAAAAAAAAAAAAAAAAAAAAAUGUAUAUAUACUAGGGGGCUUUGCCCCCUGCUCGCUUUGCUCGCCAACCCCCCGGUCUGCACUACACGCCAGCCACUUCACGUCUCUGCCGCUCGCAUAUGUGGAUUUCACUUUCACCAAACAACAAAUCUUUUAAUUAUCACGGAUAGGCCUCUUCAUUGGGAAGAAACACUACUUUUCCCUGAUGGCAAAACGAAUUAGACUCUGGCUCACUUGCUGGGUCUUCAGCAGUCCUUUUUAUAGUCCUCAACCCGAAAGUGCUUCUGUCCUUCCAUUCAUGUGACUUGCUAGUACUUCCAGGUUAGAAGGAGAUCUCAAGUUUUCUUCAGCCCAGGGGUAUGUCCAGGCUUUCAUCCCCGUGACUGGGUAGUACUUCUGGGCUAUGGGGGAGACGUGACUCCUCAGGUUCUUUUGCGGUGUCCCCUGGCGGCACCCACAGUACUCAGCAGGGCUGUGGCAUCAAACUAUAUGUCCCAUAGUACCCUGCCGGAAUCCGGGGAACCACUGCAGUGCGCAUAGGCUGCCAUCUAGCGUCUUGGGGGAAGUAGUGUCCCAAAGAGGUUGCCUUCCCCCAUCCUUCCACUCUGUGGGCGUCCCGGCCAUGUUGAGCUGCCGGCCAUCUAUUACAAUAUAUAUAUAUAUAUAUAUAUAUAUAUAUAUAUAAUACUAGGGGGGCGAGCCCCCCUGGUGCCUUUGGCGCCCAACCCCCAGUUACAGCCAGUCUGUCGCUCGCGUUGUGAAGAGGGGGGCUGAAUGCACCCCAAGGAGACACAGUCGCUCCUCCGAAACCCCCUCUUAAACAGUGAUACAAUGGGAAACAAAUAGUUUUUUUUUUUUUUUUUUUACCUCCUCUUUGCUCGAUCAACUGCUGGCUUGCUGCUGCUGCCGUGCCUCGUGAUCUGCAUCUUGCGUGGCAUUUUGAACAUUUAAAAGCCUGUACAGCAGUUGUCCUACUCUGUCUUUUAUUUCCGGCCCGAGCAUAGUUAAAUCUCUUGGCACUCUUGGUUAAGUCUUGCCUCGCGGAACAUGAGUUCUUGAUAUUUUUUUAGUUUAUAAUUUAAAAACAGAAUAAGAAUCUGAAAAUGUAACCACAUCACAUUAAAGUUCGAUAAAUUCUAAAAAGAAUGAUACCAAACAUAUAUAUGUAGGUUUUAAAAUAAGCCCGAUUUAAAGCGUGACAAAAAACGUGACAUAAAAAUGUGACAUAAAAUCGUCGCACUUUUAGGCUUAGCUAGUCUGAAAUGUCUGGAACCAGAAGGUUUUUGUAUGUUUUUGGCUUUUGGAAUAUUUGCAUCUUCCUAAAACACUCACCCUCAAUUCCUCCAGUCUGUGCACUUUAAAUUGCAGGGGUUUCUGGGAGAGAGCAACACAAAUGUAGCAAAUGACUUAACUUGAUAGAAAGCUAAAUAAGACGUCAGUAGCACAAGGUAACUGAAGCUGAAAGACUAAUUUAGAUUUUGUAAAGAGCGAGGCGACAGAAGAAACAGACAGGCACACACGUAGACCACUGCACUACUUAGCCCCACACAUUUUAGAAGUGCUUCUGUCAUCUAUGACAUUUUUUUUUGUCAGUUUGACUAGUGUAUCUUGUGAAAGAAAAUUUAACUGCUUGCAAGCUACUAAGGAUUUUAUUAUGAAGGCAGGUUAUUCAUACAGGCUUCUGUCAUAAGACAAGGUGAUGUAAGCUGAACUAGGGUAGCUUCCUUCUUUAGGAACGCGUCUGUUAGACACAAGAGGGUGACAUUUCUUUUUUUAGGGGCCCCUCUUGACACGUACACAAAAAAAGAAACGGAUGGCCGACUUGCGUAUUAUGAAACAGCAUCUAAGCAUUUCAUCUUAUAAGUAAGGGGAAGAGAGGAAAAUGAAAAAUAAAAGCAGAUUGAAACUGGGGAUCUUUGGUCUUCUGCCUUGCAAAGUGGAAUCCACGUACUCAUCUGUGACUGAUUAAUUGAACCAUUCCCGUCUUCCUCCUAUGGAGGGAGUUUACAUUCACAAUCUCUAUUUGGCUCAACAACAGCAAAUAGAGUUUAGAUAAGCUUUGUGGUCCAUGUAUAUAUAUAUAUAUAUAUAUAUAUAUAUAUAUAUAUACACUACGUGUUAUAGUGCUGCAGCAAUAUUCUGGCAUGGCAUGUUUGCAGUUCCAAUUAGACAGUAAUGCAAACUUUAGCUAUUCGUUUAAACAUGAAGUCAGUAAUUGGAUGUUGUGCACUCACGUCGGUGCUUCUACUGGUGCUGUUAGGCACAUAUACAGAUUUGGGUGUUUUGAGUAUCGAAAUCUUCAUCUCCUGUGGCUCUUCAUUAUCAACUCUCUUAAUGGCAGUCCUUUUCACCUCCUUAUGACGGAGUGUGAUUCAUUGCUAACUUUGAAUGCAUAUUUUCAUGAACAUAGCUAACAAUUCUUUCAACCUCCCAUCGACUCCUACACUAAUGUCAUAACCGAACACACGCAGUUUCAGAUCUUAGAGUUUUUUGGAUUUCAGAGUUUCCGAUUAGGGGUGCUCAUCAACAGGUGAAGGGGAAGGCAAGGUACCAGUACUGCCUUUUAUUGACUGUGUGAUGACAAGAGAGAAUCGGUACCAGAUUGCGGUUCAAUUUUAGAAAACAUAUAACUAAUUGUGUUAUAAUUCUGUCCAUGUACAGUGCCUUUGAAGGAGUUCAUCCUAGAACGGUGCAAUAUAAAAUAAAGCUUUAUUGAGACAGGGCUCUACAGAUUAGUCCCAUCUCAGUUUUAAAAUACCAAUUCCAAGUAUUUUCCAGGUACGUACUUUAUGGAAGUGCACUCUCUGCACACUUGAAAUGCUAUUUAUAACAAGCAUGCCCUAGAGAAAGUGACACCAGUUUCUCUACGAAUGCCAACUCAACAGGCACUUGGACCCUGUCCCAACAGUAUUAUUCUUUUGCAAACUCCAUCAGUGACUUGAACAUACUAACGACACUGUGAAAAUGAGCUGUGUAGACUCAGAGACCAUUCAUCAUACCAGAGUUUCACUUUUAAAGUGAAUCGCCGCAAAGACCAGUUGUAGAUUCACUUCUUACAAGGCAUAUUCUAACUGAAUUUAUUUCUUUUCAAUUUCCACUUAUUAGAUUAAAUGAACAGACAAAUAAUAUACAGAGUUAACAUACUGUCAAUAUAAUGUAUAGGAAAACACAUUUUUAAAAAUAUUUUCUUCAAAUAAACUAAGGGAGCGUCUUCAUUAUACCUUACUGCACCUUUGAUAUUCGACUCCUCCACUGUCCCUGCUGUACAUUUUACUGAGUUGAAAGCCAGUUGUCAUCCAUUACAUUCUUUCCUACUUUCAGAUUAAAGGACAUAAUAUGAUGUGACAUUGCUCGGAAGCACUUAGCACCUUUAAUAGAAUGUCUUUCCAAUUCCUAAGGUCAAUUGCUUGACUGAAGUGAGCAGAUGAGUUGGAAAAUUCCUUAUGAUCAUAAGGUAAUUUGUUUGUAGAUAACAAUAAAGAGCUAAAAUCAUGCUUGUUAACUGUAAGGUUAAUAACUUUAGAUAAUAAAUAAGUGUAUUUUAUACUUGGAUAAUGUCCACGUGGGUUUCCUCUGGGGCAGGGGUAGGCAAUGUCAGUCCUCGUGGGACCGCAGUGGCUGCAGGUUUUUGUUCCAAACCAGUUUCUUAAUGAGGGGUCAAUUACGGCUGAUGAAGCACUCAUUGCUCAAAUGACAUUUUGAAGCUUCAUUUUAGUGGUCUUGCUUGUUAAGGCGCCCCACCCUUAAUUGCGUAUUUCAGUCUUAAACAGCUGCAUUCACGGUUUUUAAUGGCUCCUUAUCUUAAUAUAUAAUUUGCCAGUCUCCUCACUCACUCACUUACGUCCGUCCGAAGCCGAAUGCGCAGUCGCCUUCUGUGCAGCUGCCCGAAAAACCUUACGAGACCGGCAUCGCGCCAGGCGGCGGAUUUACGGCCACGAAAAUUCAAAGAGAAAGGCAACUACGGCCGUGAAAAUUCAAAGAGAAAGGCGACUUUGAUUAAAGCUCUAGAGGCCUGAAAGGCGAUUUCGACUACAGCUCGAGGCCUAAUUACGCAUUCAUUCAAUACACCUAUAUCAGGUUUGUGGUGCGGAAUGCACAGUUGCCUUCUGCACACGUCGCCUUCUGCGCAUGUCCGAAGCUGAAUGCGCAGUCGCCUUCAGCGCAGCUGCCCGAAAAACCUUACGAGACCGACAUCGCGGCAGGCGGCGAAUUUACGGCUGUGAAAAUUCAAAGAGAAAGGCGACUUCGAUUAAAGCUCAAGAGGCCUGAAAGGCGAUUUUGACUACAGCUCGAGGCCUAAUUAAGCAUUCAUUCAAUACACCUAUAUCAGGUUUGUGGUGCGGAAUGUGCAGUCGCCUUCUGCGCAUGGCCGAAGCCGACUGCGCAGUCGCCGUCAGCGUAGCUGCCCGAAAAACCUUACGAGACCGACAUCGCGGCAGGCGGCGAAUUUACGGCUGUGAAAAUUCAAAGAGAAAGGCGACUUCGAUUAAAGCUCUAGAGGCCUGAAAGGCGAUUUCGACUACAGCUCGAGGCCUAAUUACACAUUCAUUCAAUACACCUAUAUCAGGUUUGUGGUUCUUAUACUUAUUAUAUAUUAUACUAUUCCACUCGUGCUGUUUCAUCUUACGUUGUCGAAACGAGCUCUUUGUCUAGUUAGCAAUAAGAUGUAAAAUGACAAAGGAGCCAGCAGUUCUCCAUCUAACUUGUUUCCAUUUACACCUGUGUGGAUUCAUCAUGCACUCUGUGGUUCAAUAAAACACUUAAGAGAAAAAUGUGACAGACUGAAAGUUAUCCGUUUUGGGUGACAAAUCAUUUAAAUGAUAUCCUUGGAAAGAAAAAAAAAUCUACGGUGUAAGAACCUAACAUUGAAGACUUAAAAUUAAAUAAGGUCUGAGACCGGCAAGGAUUGGUUUCUAAUUGAGCAAUUGUUUUGGAAUGAAAACCUGCAGCCACUGUGGUCCUCCAGGACCGACGUUGCCUACCUCUGCUCAGAGGGCUCCAGUUUCCUCCCACAGUCUAAAGACAUGCAGGUUAGGUGAACUGGCAUUGCUAAACUGGCCCAGAUGUGUUUGCCCUGCAGUGGAUUGGCACCUUGUCCAGGUGUUGCUGCUGCCUUGCACCCUGUGUUGACUGGGAUCGGCUCCAGUUUCCCAUGACCCUGUCCUGGAUAAGUGGGUUAGGAAAAUGUCUGGAUGGUUGGAUUAUAUCUUUUUUCAAGCUGUCAAGCAAAUAAGCAUAAAAUAAACACAGAACUAAUACAGAGCUGGCUUCUGUCUAAGCACACAGUCACAACACUUUCAGUCGGAAUGGCUAUACCUUUAGUUUAGAGUACUAUUCUGUACGUACAAGUUUUCUUUGACUAACUUUCCAGAAAGGCCCUCCGGAAAUUGUAAUAUUGUAACUUUCAUACUAUUUUAUUUUUAGUAGAAGUACCUUUGUCUCAUUCAGGGACUCACAAACUCAAAUCUGGGUCACUUUGUGCUACACUCAACGUCUUACUCUUAGACUAAUUCAUUUAUUGAGAUCCUUGCAUGGAUCCUUCCAUUGAACCUAUGAACAGCUGAUUUCUACAAUUAAUCAUUCAGGAGUCCCCAGCAGGGGGCACUUUAAUUUUGUAAAUCUAAUCUAACCAAUUAUUGUAUCUAUUUUUGGCAUACUUUUAACUCAUUUGCUUUAUAAGAUUCAGGACCCUGAUCCGUUUCUUUCUUCCUUAACCAACAGCCAAACACUAAUGACACGUAACACCAGCCAAAUGAUGACCAGCUAACUUGGGGGGUUUAAAUUCACUUCCAUUUUUGUUACAACCCAUUCCUUAAUUAGAAGCUGAUUCUUACUGUUAAUUCAACGCAUUACGUUGUUAAAUUCUAUUCUCAUUUUACACCAGACAUUUCCGCAACAACUGACCUUUUUGUCUGAGGGCAUCAUCCAAAUGUUUUGUGGACCACAGAAGAUCAAUAUUACUCAGGCCUUCAUAUUUUUUCUUUCCAGAUAUUAUUGAUACAGAUGUUGUAUGAUGGCUACAGAGGUGCAAAUGGGAUCAAGUUAGGGGGUCAUUGGUUGGCUCAAUUUUGGGUUUCAUUAUUAAUUGGCUGCUAGUUAAGUAAAAUCCAAAAUGAAAAAGAUUCUGAAUCUUAAGAAGGAAGUCAGUUAAAAUUAAGCCAAAACUAGUAUGUUCCAUUAACAGCAGAGACUGGUUGUUAUUUAGUAAUGACGCUGCAGCCAUGAUGGCCGCCCACCUUCUCUGUUUGACACCCCAGUUGUAGGUCACACACCUGAAGAAUGUAUUUGUUUCUUUAGAAUGAGUAAAGUGGAUUUGGCCGCAUUCACGUGCUAUGGGAGUUACCACUGGUGAUGUCCACUUUCACAUGCAUUUCUAUUUGGCAUUUUGGGAAAAACUUUUGACUUGCAACUUUCAAACAUCAAUUAUCGAUAAGCUUAAUUUUUUUUCUUGCAGUUAACAGCAAAUUAACCGAAUUAGAUGCAUUUCAUGACAACACAAAAAUUCAGUUUCCAACUCUCGAAGUUCAUAUUUUAAAUUUUUUUAAAUUUUAUAUUAGUGAAUAAGGUGAACGGUUAGAGAUGCAACCCUCUUGUUUAAUGGGUAACACAAGUCCAGGUGCUAGAGUUUAAUUCUUGGCUCUACUAAAUGUAGCUGGAACCAGCUUCAGUAGAUUUCAAAAAUGUUUAAUUUCCAUUUAAAUAAUUACCUAAAACGCUCCUCUGAAAGGAUAAAUCAUUAACAAUAUUACGAGCUUAUCUUUGUCAUUGUGGCUGGGAGGUUGUGAAAUUUGCACGUCCUUUGUGCCCAUGUGGCCCAGACACCCCCCUAGCUCUAAGGGUCUCCAGUCUCCUCUCAUGUCCAGAACGUGUGCAUGUUGGGGUAAUUGGGGACUGAAAUUCCCUGAUAUGAAUGUGUGACUCCUGGCAUCCCACCCAGGGUUGAUAUCGGACUUGUGCCUGCUGCUCCCUUUGACUCUUUAAUGGACUGAGAGAAGUUAGGGUGGAUUUUCUUUCCCCAGUUACUUAUAUUUGGUUUAUUCAUAUGUGUAUUUUGAACACAUAACACUACUUCUAAAUUUUUUUUAUGCACAGUAAGAUGACGUGAUUAGGGUAUAUGAGAGAUCUAACAGUCAUCUUUAAAGGUGCGCUGCUGAAAAUUCACAUUUUAGUGAAAAUUAAAUCUACUUUUUUUAAAUGGUAUGAAUAAUAGAAAACCGUCAGUUCCUUAUGAGGAUUAUUUGACUAGUGGCAUGAUAUAUUGUGGGGUAACUAAUUGUUGGGCACUGAUGCUGGAAUAGAAAUUUCUUGUACUGUAUGUAAUGCCAAACUACAACCAACUGCAAUAUUGCUUGUAUCAGUUUUGAUUUUUAUUACAUUUAAAAGUUUUGCAUUUUAGAAAUGUAACAUAUUUAUGUGAAUUUUUUUUGUUGCUUUGAUAGAAGAAAAUGGAAGUUGACAACUUUAAAUAAAAAUAUAUAUAUUUGAAAAAAAAAAAUCUUGUACUGUUUGACAGCCUCUAAUGAAUCUUGAAGGUGGCAAUUUGUAACAUUUCGUUUAAUGCUUUCAACAGGUGAAGA